UCUUAAAAAAACAACUUACAUUGAAUAAAAUAUAUAAUGGAUAAUCUCAAAAAAUAUGAACCAAAUUUCAAAAAAUUAUCAGUGCAAAAUGAAAUUGCUUAUGAAGAAAAUAAAGAAGAUGAUGCAAAAGUAGUAGAAUUAAACUUGGAAGAUGUUGCUGAUGAUGAAUCUGCUUAUGCUGAUUCUUUUGAUUCUGAUGAGUCAGAUGAAGAAUCAGAAAUGGAAACAAUCCAGAAAUUUUCAAAAAGUGAAAUCCCAAUGUAUCGCUUUACAAAUUUAAGGACUCAUACAAAAAAUCAGAAUAUAGUUACAUCAUCAACUGGUACAAUAACUUUAGCUUCAAAAGAAUGUAAAGGUUUAUGCUUAACUUUAGAAGAAAAGAUGAGUACUUUGGAUCUCAAUGGAGUAAGACCUCUAAAAAAUUCAAUAUUGCUUCCUCAAAGAAAAAACAUGAGUUUUACCAAUAACGAAGUUAUGAAAAUUGAACGUGACAAUGAAAUUUUGUUAAGAAAAAUUAUGGCCCAACAAAAAACAAGAAAGGGAAAAGCAAAUAUUACACUACAAAAAUUAAGCAGUUCGGCUAUUAAUAGAAAAAAAUCGCAAAGAAAAAUAGAAGAAGAUAACAUGAUGCUGUUGCAAAGACUUCAAAAAGCAAAAUCAUGUGCAUUAAAUACAAACAAAAUACCAGGAUUUCGAGUUACGCAGUUGUGAUUUUAUCUCAGAUAUCUACAAUGUAUUUUCUGUUACAUACAUUUCAAUAUUAAAUAAAAUUACUAGCUUAAAAUUUAAUAAUGAAUU
Molecule: messenger RNA, 798 nt
Organism: Phymastichus coffea
Lineage: Eukaryota; Metazoa; Arthropoda; Insecta; Hymenoptera; Eulophidae
Exons: 2
Coding region: 37-711 (224 amino acids)
Biological process (GO): spermatogenesis
Source: RefSeq, a predicted model, not a curated record